AUGCGCGGCUGGCAGACCGCAACGACAGAUGCCGCUCGCGUCGCGGCCGCCUCGCCCGACGCCCAGGGCGCCGGCAGCGCCUGCAGAGCCGCGAGGGUCGCCAUGGAGUGCGGAGGCGGCGGCGGCGGCGGCGCCGGAGGCGGCGGCGGGCGGCAGCAGCUGGUGGAGGGCGCGGCGCAGCGCCUGGAACGAAGCUGGCGUCCUGAGCGGCCGGCUCUCACCUCGGCCCACAGCUCAGCCGCCUCCGCCCUAAGGACGCGCGCCGCGGGCUGCCGACUCGUCAGGGGCGCCGCCUAUCGACCCGCCGCCCAGCGCAACGCAGCACUGCGCGCCAUGGCCGAGCACCACCGAUAUAUAACAUGCAAACUAACAUUAAUUAUCGACUUUCAUGAACCCUUCGUGAACGAGCGGGAAGUGGGAGGCGGCAAUCCUGAUCUGUUCCAGUGCAGCAUCUCGUCCAGCAGCUGA
Molecule: messenger RNA, 468 nt
Organism: Schistocerca serialis cubense
Lineage: Eukaryota; Metazoa; Arthropoda; Insecta; Orthoptera; Acrididae
Exons: 3
Coding region: 1-468 (155 amino acids)
Source: RefSeq, a predicted model, not a curated record